AGAUUGUUUCAGUUGGGCUCUUCAGGGAUUUGUGAAAAGGCUAUGAUCAUCACUUGGCAAUAGGUAUCCAUCUCCUUUUGGCGUAGCCAGUUAAUGUGCAAGGAAGACAUUGUGUGACCUAAGGCUCUUUUUUGGUUCAGAACCGAGGUGUUUUUGCCGUGAUCAGUGUUGAAGGCAGGUCAACAUGCUUGAGGCUGCGAGAACGAGGAUCAUGGAGGUCUACGACUCCCUGUUGGAAGGCGCAGACCCCAGAGUGGCGGUAUACCCUCUGAUGGGGAGUCCUGUGAAUAUGACGGCCAUCUUGAUCGCCUACCUCGCGUUCGUGCUGUACAUCGGGCCACGCUACAUGGCUAACCGGAAACCUUACCAGCUCAAGGAGGUCAUGAUCAUAUACAACUUCUCCUUGGUGGCCCUGUCCAUAUACAUAGUUUAUGAGUUCUUGAUGUCUGGCUGGGCGACCACAUACACCUGGAGAUGUGACCCGGUUGACUACUCCAACAGCCCUCAGGGACAGCGCAUGGUCCAAGUUGCCUGGUUGUUUCUUUUCUCCAAGUUUAUUGAACUGCUGGACACGGUGUUCUUCGUGCUGCGCAAGAAACACGGCCAGAUCACCUUCCUGCACAUCUUCCAUCACUCCAUCAUGCCCUGGAGCUGGUGGUGGGGAGUCAGCCAUGCCCCUGGUGGAAUGGGUUCCUUCCAUGCCAUGGUGAACUCCUUGGUGCACGUCAUCAUGUACUUCUACUAUGGCCUGUCCGCUGCUGGACCGCGCUUCCAGAAGUUCCUCUGGUGGAAGAAGUACAUGACUGCCAUUCAGCUGGUCCAGUUUGUGCUGGUGUCUCUGCAUGCCACCCAGUAUUACUUCAUGAAGACCUGUGACUACCAGGUACCCAUCAUCCUCCACCUCAUCUGGGUGUAUGGCACCUUCUUCUUCGUGCUCUUCUCCAACUUCUGGUACCAGGCUUACACCAAGGGCAAGAGGCUGCCCAAGAACGUCCAGGAACUGAAUGGCAAGGUCAAGGGUGCCAGCUCCAAUGGUCACGCAGUCUCCAACGGUAGCCACAAACAUCUGGAGAAUGGCACCAAAGGCACAAUCCAUCAGGAGAACGGCCGCGCCCAUCAGGAGAAUGGCAGUACCCACAGCAGCAAGAUGAAGAAGGCCUAGAGCCCCACACAGGAAAGAACACCCCAAAACGCAUGAAAAUGAGAGCCUGUACAACCAGCCAUGGAUUCCAAAGAAAUGUUUUGGUCGUGUCUCUUUUCUAAACUAGUUGAUUUUUUCCGUUUAUUUGUUUUUAAUGUGCACAGAAAAAAAAACAUGGGGAGAUGAGUAUGAGCCACCUGUUUUUUUGUUGUAUAUUUUUGUGUUUCUAUUGGUAAUCUAAUUAUCAUUUAAUUUGGCAAGGUUAAAUAUGGAGCACAACAAAUGAAGAGAUACUGGGUUUGUAUGUUCACUGAAGUUGCCCCAUGGCCUACCUGUUAAUUUGUCAACAGUCAGUCCUGUUAUUUUCACAGCCCCUCCAGAGUCCCGCCCCCGCUCAGUUCUCCCCUUUGACAUGUCCCGUUAAGGGACCAACUACACUGUACAGUCAGACAAACUUGAAGACAUCCUGUAAAUAGUUUUACUUUUCAUGACUAAUGGAGAUUCAUAUGGUCAAGUCCUGCAGAAUUUUGUUACCGUAUCUAUGCUAAAUUAAGUAUGAAUAAAGUUCGUUUUAAAAUA
Molecule: messenger RNA, 1720 nt
Organism: Alosa alosa (allis shad)
Lineage: Eukaryota; Metazoa; Chordata; Actinopteri; Clupeiformes; Clupeidae
Gene: elovl1b
Product: ELOVL fatty acid elongase 1b
Exons: 8
Coding region: 185-1162 (325 amino acids)
Biological process (GO): sphingolipid biosynthetic process; very long-chain fatty acid biosynthetic process; fatty acid elongation, saturated fatty acid
Cellular component (GO): endoplasmic reticulum; endoplasmic reticulum membrane
Molecular function (GO): fatty acid elongase activity
Source: RefSeq, a predicted model, not a curated record